Messenger RNA from Arabis nemorensis, 474 nucleotides. The record is from the annotation of a GenBank genome assembly. Lineage: Eukaryota; Viridiplantae; Streptophyta; Magnoliopsida; Brassicales; Brassicaceae.
AUGAAAAAUGUUUCACAACUCAGCAUCAUCUUCCGUGACAAAUUACAUAAUCUCCAUGAAGACUCUGUCGAAAAUUCCGAUGUCGUCGAGAAAAAACCAUCUGAUUCAUCUUCAGACAACAACAACAUUGAUCGAUCCACCAGCUGGUUUGCUUCUACGUCAUCAUCUUCGUUCCAAAUGCCUCUUAAUUACCCUAACUACACAAAACAAGAGUACGAGAUUAUGUCAGAGGAAGAACUUGAUCGGCUUCUUAAACUAUAUGGUUUGCCUAUAGAUCUUGGUGAUUUAUCUUGCAAAAUACAAUUUGUAAUUGGUGCAUUCUUGUGGGAGAAGGAGAUAAGUUCUUCUAUGGCUGAUGAGCAUGAUUCAGUAAACCCUAAUUCGUCAAUUGGUGGUGAUUUGGAUGAGAGCUCGUUGAUAGGAUUGAUGACGGUUAUGAUGAGAGAUAUGGUUCACUUUAUAUUCCGUGUGUAG